AUCUGCCAACGUCUCAAAGGCCGGGCCUACUGACCAGACAUCAGGCAUGUUGCCCGUCAGACAAGGCGGUGUUCCGGGCGGCGGCGGGGGACUGGCAGCCGCUGCUGGCGCUGGUGCUGAGCGACUGGGAGCAGUCAGGCUACCACCCGGGGCCUCCCCCCCGCUCCAGCCAGCUGUACGGCCGCAUGGUGGCCCUGGCCCGCACCUGCCAGCAGUACGGCCGCUUUGGCGACGCGCGCCUGCUGCUGGGGGCGGCGGGGGCGCACGCCGAGCUGCUGGCGCUGUGCGUGUUCCAGGGCGACUUUGGGGGCCUGCAGGAGGCGGCGCGCAGGGGCGGCCGCAGCGCGGAGCGCCUGGCCGACCAGUUGCUGGCGGUGAACGAAAACGCGUUUGUGCACGGUGCCUCGGCGAGCAGCCUGUACGGCGGCCGGGCCAACGCCGACGACUGGACAGUACGGACCGCUGCUGCUGCUGCUGAGGAGGAGGAGGAGGAGGAGGGCGAG
This is a messenger RNA of Chlorella variabilis, 503 nucleotides long. RefSeq names its product expressed protein. The transcript has 3 exons. NCBI's taxonomy places the organism in Eukaryota, Viridiplantae, Chlorophyta, Trebouxiophyceae, Chlorellales, Chlorellaceae. The coding region runs from base 47 to 478 and encodes 143 amino acids. The record is from RefSeq and is a predicted model, not a curated record.